This is a messenger RNA of Australozyma saopauloensis, 1803 nucleotides long. Its product is annotated as serine/threonine protein kinase. Gene Ontology annotation, biological process: protein phosphorylation; intracellular signal transduction; intracellular monoatomic cation homeostasis. Lineage: Eukaryota; Fungi; Ascomycota; Pichiomycetes; Serinales; Metschnikowiaceae. The record is from RefSeq and is a predicted model, not a curated record. The transcript has a single exon. Gene Ontology annotation, cellular component: cytosol. Gene Ontology annotation, molecular function: protein serine/threonine kinase activity; ATP binding. Bases 1 to 1803 code for a protein of 600 amino acids.
AUGACGGAAGCUAAACCCAAGACCACAGGCACUUUGGCCAAAAUCGGACGUCUCUUCAAGGCCACCACUCCCGAACCCAAGACGCCGGCCAAGAGCCCUACUCCGGGAAGUCCCGAAAACGACACGGUCGCCGCGAAGAUCCCAGCCCCACGCGGCCGCAAGCCGCACGCUCUGAUGAUCUCCGGGAUGAUCAAUGGAACUGGCGACACCGACGACGACGUGCUCGCUCCGCUUCCCAACGAUCGUUCACGCACAGCGUCUCCUCGCUCGGCUGUGUCUCCUACAUCUUCCAAACCCUUUCAGAGCCUGAUAGACUUGUCUCAACCUCAACCGACUCAUUUGUCUGUCACACACAUUGAGGAGGAUCCAAACACCUCCCGCUCGUCUCCGGCAUCGAGACUGUCUUCUGUGAUCAGCUUGCCUCGCAAGAACAACCUGUUCAUCAAGCCAAAGCUGUCGUCGAUCUCGCGCUCUUCCUCCACGAAAAGACCAAACGAAAAGGAGAACCUCACCAUAUCUCCCUCGGUUUCCAGUACGCAAUUGUCUGCUGCAGCCACGCCGGUCCCUAUAAAGCCUAGAUUCAAGAUGUUUGAAGAUGGCUCCCACGAACAUAACUUGCGUGCAGCUAGACGUCAAGAUAAGAUCAGUAACAUGUUGAAGGAUCUACUUGGAGCCAAGAAACUCCGUAAUGAAGCCAAGUCGGCGGUGCCGAACAUUCUUCUGCCUCAAAAUAAGCCAGAAGAUGAACCUCCCACCUUGUUUGCAGGUCUUGUCAGCCAGGUCAAAAAGGAGGGAAUGCCUGAUGCCAACGCUAAGGAUCCCGAAUUCAGCCAACAGGAUUGUCGCUCGUUUGUUCAGAAGUAUGGCCAGUGCCAGGAAGUGAUUGGCCGUGGCUCCUUCGGUGUGGUGAGAAUAUCCCAUAAGAAGGCUGACGCAAAGGCUGGUUGCCAUGACGACGCCUUGUACGCCGUCAAGGAAUUCAAAAGAAAGCCAAGCGAGUCGGAGAAAAAGUAUUCUCGGCGUCUCACAUCAGAAUUCUGUAUUUCGUCUUCAUUGAAGCACAUCAACAUCAUCGAUACCCUAGAUCUUCUCAAAGAUGCGAAAGGUGACUAUUGCGAGGUUAUGGAAUUCUGUCUGGGUGGUGAUCUAUACACCUUAAUUAUUGCAGCAGGCAAGUUAGAAUAUGCCGAGGCUGACUGCUUAUUCAAGCAGCUCAUACGUGGUGUCAAUUACAUGCAUGAUAUGGGAGUCGCUCACAGAGACUUGAAGCCUGAAAACCUUCUUUUAACACAACAAGGUGUUUUGAAGAUCACAGAUUUCGGUAACGGCGAGUGCUUCCGCAUGGCAUGGGAAGAAGAUAUCCACUUGAGUGAUGGAGUGUGUGGCUCCAGUCCUUACAUUGCACCUGAAGAAUUUACACAGAAGCACUUCGAUCCUCGCUGUGUGGAUAUCUGGGCGUGUGGAGUGAUCUACAUGGCCAUGAGAACAGGAAGGCAAUUGUGGAAGGUUGCCAACGCGAAAGACGAAUUUUUCGAGGAGUACAUUCAGAAACGGAAGAACGCUUCUGGAUACGAGCCUAUCGAGUCGUUGAAGAGAGCACGGUGUAGGAACGUUAUUUAUUCGAUUUUGGACCCGAUUCCCGACAGAAGAAUCACCGGAAAACAGAUUCUCAACAGUGAAUGGGGCCGCGAGAUCGUUGUUUGUGCCGCAGGGAACGGCGGCGUGGCUGCUUCCAACAAGUCUCAGGAGAAGCUCAACAGAUCGACUGUCAAGGUCAACGAGCUUGCCAAACAGACCGUGUGA